Molecule: messenger RNA, 651 nt
Organism: Hemisphaericaspora subhashii
Lineage: Eukaryota; Fungi; Ascomycota; Pichiomycetes; Serinales; Debaryomycetaceae
Product: CDP-diacylglycerol--inositol 3-phosphatidyltransferase
Exons: 1
Coding region: 1-651 (216 amino acids)
Biological process (GO): phosphatidylinositol biosynthetic process
Cellular component (GO): Golgi apparatus; membrane
Molecular function (GO): CDP-diacylglycerol-inositol 3-phosphatidyltransferase activity
Source: RefSeq, a predicted model, not a curated record
AUGUCAUCAUCAACAACAAAACAAACAAAAACAAUCAAAGAUAUAUUCUUCUUUAUUCCCAAUUUAAUUGGCUAUUUCAGAAUAAUCACUGCCAUAUUAUCAUUCAUAUGUAUGAAAAAUCAUCCAAUAUAUACAUUAAUAUUUUAUGGUAUCUCGGGAUUCUUAGAUGCUUUUGAUGGAUAUGCUGCUAGACGGUAUAAUCAAGGUACUAGAUUCGGAGCAGUAUUAGAUAUGGUUACUGAUAGAUGUGCUACUUCUUCAUUAAUUGUGUAUUUAGCUGUAUUAUAUCCUCAAUUUACUAUUGGAUGGCAAAUAUUGGUUAGUUUAGAUUUAGCUUCUCAUUAUAUGCAUAUGUAUGCUAUGUUAUCAGUUGGAUCAAAUUCUCAUAAAAAUGUUGAUAAAACUCAAUCAAAAUUAUUAAGUUUAUAUUAUACCAAUAGAAAAGUAUUAUUUAUUGUUUGUUUGGUUAAUGAAGUAUUUUAUGUUGCUAUUUAUUUACAUUAUUAUCAAUUCUUUUGGUUAGGUACAUGUUUAGUUUGGUUAAGUGCUCCUAUUUGGUUAUUUAAACAAGUGGCUAAUGUAGUUCAAUUGAAAAGUGCAUCGAUAAUAUUAGCUAGAAUGGAUGCUGAUGAGAUCAACAAAAAGAAGUGA